Messenger RNA from Tetrapisispora phaffii CBS 4417, 465 nucleotides. RefSeq lists its product as uncharacterized. The coding region runs from base 1 to 465 and encodes 154 amino acids. The record is from RefSeq and is a predicted model, not a curated record. NCBI's taxonomy places the organism in Eukaryota, Fungi, Ascomycota, Saccharomycetes, Saccharomycetales, Saccharomycetaceae. The transcript has a single exon.
AUGUUAAAUACAUCGAGUGAUAUUAAUUUUCAAUUUGGAUUGCGUCGUUUGUCUAUUUCAGUUAUACGAAUAAGAAAUCAUCACAAAUGUGAUAUGUACUCUUUCGUAAUUCAAGUAUGUGGUCUAUUUGGUCAAACGCUAAAUCAAAUUAGGCAAGAUAUAAAUAUUUUCAACAAUUUUUAUACCCAACAUAUCCUGAGGUUUAUAGUAGAAGGAGUACGUUACAGAAAGGAAGAGAUAAUGUUGCUUUACAAACUAGCUAAUAAAUGUGCUCUUUCGGUUAAAGAAAUUAGGACAAUAGUCCUGAUUCGAAUACCAUACACGCUACUGAAUCAUCAUUUGCGGCGAAACUUGCUACUAUACACAUUCUUCUCCCUCGACGUCGUCUCGAUCUCGAUCUCGAUCUCGAUCAGUGUGCCUGGGCGGCCGCGCGCCAGCGCAAAAAAGAUACAACGAGCAGCUUAG